Cryptosporidium muris RN66 is the source of this 711-nucleotide messenger RNA. RefSeq lists its product as uncharacterized. The transcript is spliced from 4 exons. The record is from RefSeq and is a predicted model, not a curated record. Bases 1 to 711 code for a protein of 236 amino acids. NCBI's taxonomy places the organism in Eukaryota, Apicomplexa, Conoidasida, Eucoccidiorida, Cryptosporidiidae.
AUGGAUCCUUCUCUUUCAAAUUCCGUUUAUAAAAUUGAAUCUGAAUUCAAUAGAUUUAAGGGAGAAGUUGAAAGGAUGUUCAACGAUAUUGCCGUUAAAUCUCUCAAUAUUCAAAAAAAAGCCUUUAAUUGUUGUGCUUCAUGUAUAGAAGAUAAAGAAAAGAUUAAAGAUUAUUCAAAUAUAUCAAUAGAGUCGAUUCAAAAGUGUAUUCAAAAUUGCCAAAAAAUACCAGAAUCACUUGAAAAUAAGAUUAAUAAUGAAAUGGGAACAUUAAAUGAGAGUGUUAAUGCAUGCCAAAAAUCUUGUUAUCAUCGUCUAGAAGAUCUUCUUAAAAUUAUUAUAUUUUUUAGAUUCAAAAUGAAUGAAUUUGUUUUGAUAGGUAACUGUCUUUUAAGCAGUGAAUUAUUUAAUAUUUGUAAUGGCAAAUAUAUAACAAAAUUUCCAUUUAUAAUCUCUAUUGAUAUUAAACAAUAUGAAUCUGAUACAAGCUUAUUAAAAAACUUUUUUAUACCAGAAUGUAUUAUAAAUAGUAAAAUCAGUCCAAAUAGUUUUAAAGACUCCACACAAAAUUUCCAGAAGCUUCUUAAAUCUCCAAUAUUAUUAACUAUAUCAAUGUUCACUUUUAUUAAAAAUAAUGAAAUUUGUAAUCAAGUAAACAGUCCACUAUUAUUUAUGUUGGUAAAUAAUUCUAUGAAUAAAAAUACAUGGUAA